GCCAAAAUAGACAAAAAGAUAGAUACAAAUCCCCCAGCCAGCUCCAUGAAACAUCCUCAUUGUUCUAUCAUGAAUGAUUCAUAGUUUUUUUUAUUAUGACUUCAAAAUUAGAUUAUUUUUUUUGGUUGACAAAUCGCCUUUAUACACAAUUCUAUAAGCACAUAGUAUACAUAGUGUACAUUUACAUUGAAGCAUUUUGCGAACAAUUUCAUGCAAAGACAAACAAUACAGAUGAGGUGUAUAACCUUAAGUUUCCAGCAGUGCUGCUUGGGAAUCAAAAGGUCGUGUCUCACAUACCUACCAUAAGCACAGCAGGACUGGGAGCUCUGAUAUCUUGUGUGUUCCAGGUUGUUUUGCAGGAACUGCUCCUUCGCCACCCCAGCAAACCUCCAGAUGGGGAAGAGUCGCUGGAGGAACUCCGCUCUCAGCUGUUUGAGAGACAGAAAGCGUAUGCCAAGCACCAAUCAAUCAAGAUAAGAACCUGCCUAUCCAAGGGGAUAUGUCGUUUUGAGCUUCCAAUGGACUUGCAAGAGUUGGAGGUUCUCUCCCCAAAGACCUACCUCAGGAAAUACUGCUGCGUGUGUCAACGGAGGAGAAAUGCCUACCUGAAAGUCUUCACAAAGUUUGACAGCAAACAGAAAAUGGUCCUCUCUUUUAAGGACAUGGAACACGCGCUGAAGGACUUGUACUUGGGGAGCAUAGACUCGGAACAGUUCCAGAGGCUGAUGGAUUUAUGUGAUGUAAACAUACAAACAGAAAUUGACUGUGAACUCUUCUGUUCAAUCUGUGCCCUCUCUGAGAGAAUGCUAUAUGCUGACUUUGCAAUGGACGACAUGGAAGAGGCCGAAACCAGACAGAAAGAGCUGCUGGAGGAAGCGGACUUCUGCCGUCUGCUGGCAAAGCUCCAUGGUUAUAACAUCACGUCGGCACUGACCAGACUGCUCCUGGAGCUUUGACUUGGAACUGAUGCUGUUGGCUGUGUUUACCUCAGUUAUUCACAUGCUAAGCAAUGUCGACAAUAUAUUCCUACAUUUAAUCUAAUUCUUCCCGGGACGUGUGCUUAUGUCAAUAACACAUUUUUCGAUUCAGGACUAUAGUGUCAGUAUUAUUAAGCAUUUAAGAGAUGACGCAUCAAACAUUUCACG
Messenger RNA from Sardina pilchardus (European sardine), 1145 nucleotides. RefSeq lists its product as uncharacterized. Lineage: Eukaryota; Metazoa; Chordata; Actinopteri; Clupeiformes; Clupeidae. Bases 96 to 956 code for a protein of 286 amino acids. The transcript is spliced from 5 exons. The record is from RefSeq and is a predicted model, not a curated record.